Phalaenopsis equestris is the source of this 448-nucleotide messenger RNA. RefSeq lists its product as uncharacterized. NCBI's taxonomy places the organism in Eukaryota, Viridiplantae, Streptophyta, Magnoliopsida, Asparagales, Orchidaceae. Gene Ontology annotation, molecular function: SNAP receptor activity. The annotation marks the transcript as partial. The transcript has 2 exons. Gene Ontology annotation, cellular component: endoplasmic reticulum; SNARE complex. The record is from RefSeq and is a predicted model, not a curated record. Gene Ontology annotation, biological process: retrograde vesicle-mediated transport, Golgi to endoplasmic reticulum.
AACUUUUGAUAUGUAAAUACAAAGAAUUGUGUUGUAUGUAUGCGAGCUUCCCUACAUUUUACUAUAUGAGAAUGGGGUGUGGGCUGUCCUCUUGAUGGCUUGCUUAUUUUUGCUACAUUUAUAGGCUUUAAUGGACGAAGUUUCACUUGCUGUUGAUGAUGUGAAAAGGACAUGGGAUCAAACUGUGAAUCACAUUCAGGACAACAUAAAAGAAAUUCAUUGUUGUGGGAAAUCUGGAAAGGGUAUUCAGGACCGGAAUUCUCUCCCUAGACUCAAUGGCACUGCACAGGAUGGCCUGGCAUUGCUUAGAUCACUUCAGUUUAGGCUUGAUCUUUUGGCUCAACAACUGCCCACAGAAGAAGCUGUAGUGUCUGCCCACACAAUGUUGAACUCUUGGAAAGAACAAUACCAGGGAUUGCACUUGAGCUUGAGAAAUGCAAACUUGCAA